Adineta steineri is the source of this 420-nucleotide messenger RNA. Lineage: Eukaryota; Metazoa; Rotifera; Eurotatoria; Adinetida; Adinetidae. The record is from the annotation of a GenBank genome assembly.
AUGAUGAACAAUAUCGGGAUAUUUAUUCUUUUGGUCUUUGCAUGUGUUGUAAUCAAUGGCCAGUGGAUAACAGAAAAACAUGUCGAUGGUAUCAUUGAUAGAGAUGAUGAUUAUUGGGUUGUAAAAACUAAUGGAAAAGUAAGUCGUCCUAAAUUUCCUGCCUAUAUUCGUUUUUACAAUACACAUACACGAAAAAGUGAAUACAAAAUUGAUGUUUCAAGAUCAGCUCAAAUACUUUAUUAUAAUGGUCCACCACAAAUUAUUUUUCGUACAGCAGGUCAUUAUUGGUCAGAAGGUGAUUCGUAUUAUAUCACACUUGAUGAAGGUGUACUCUAUUCAAAUGAUAUUGAAAAUUCAACAGAAUAUUUAAGUCCUAAAUUUUGGCGAUUUCGAGUUGUUCGUCCACUUAUAAUUGCAUAA